GCAAGUAAUUAUGGGCCAGAUCAAUUUCUUCUAGUCAAACCAUGGGCCAAAGAUGGGCUGAAACAGAACACUUAUUGAGCCGAGUCGGGCUCCAUAUUCAUCUUGUGCCAGUGAGGCGUCUGAAUGGACGACGGAGAUUUCCGCCAUCACAGCACGGACACACUCUCCGGAAGCCGGCAUUUCCCAUCCACUUUGAUUGAGCAGAAAAUCAGUGGGAGAUGCGCCCAAGAGUCGUAUCGGAUAUUUCUCUCCUCAAUUCAGUGUGCAGUCGUUUGAACAGAAACCUAUUAUUUUCGUCGGAGAGGAGGCUUAACUAUGGAGACGACCCAGAUGACCCUUCGUACUGCGACGUGCCCAAGCCUUGCAGGAGAAAGUCAGAGAGAAAGCCAUAUGUGACGCCCAUGAAAGUUUUGAUUCGAAGGGCCAGAGCGGAGAGAGAAGCUCGAAAGGUGCAGCCUUGCCGGAUGCUCGAAGAACCCCCUGACAAUGGUUUGUUGGUUCCUGAACUCGUCGAAGUCGCUCGUCAAGUCUAUCAAGCUCGUCAGUCUCUUCUUUGUGGUUUGUCGGAGCUUGUGAAAAUAAUUCGCGUCCAACGCUGCAGAGUCUGUAAAGAGGUUCACAUUGGCCAAGUGGGUCACGAGAUCCGGACAUGUACAGGGCCGAAGAGUGGUUUCCGGAAUGCAAUGCAUGUUUGGGGAAGGGGAGGGGUUCAAGAUGUGGUCUUCUUUCCAAAAUGCUACCAUCUUUUUGAUCGUGUUGGUAAACCAAGAGUUGUGCAUGACGAAAAGCAUGUCAUUCCUCGUAUUCCCGCCAUUGCAGAACUCUGUAUACAAGCUGGUCUUGACCUUGAAAAGUAUCCCACUAAAAGGAGAACAAAACCUGUGUAUUGUAUUGAGGGAAGAAUAGUAGAUUUCGAGAAAGUCAUGGAUGGGGACGAAAGUGCAAGAAAACUUUCUUGUGAGAAUGACAGUUCUUCAGCUGAGUCGCUUAGUAUAUUGAACAAGCCUGUAGAUGAUUUGAGGGAUUUGAUGGAGAAGAAGAAUUUUGUGGAGAAUGGCAGAAACUGUUUAGAGCAGUUGAGCGAUGAAGAAAGGAAAACAUUGAGGAAUUUAGGCAUAAAGACACUGAACUCUUGGUUUGAGAUGACAUCAGGUGCAAGGAGAAUAAUGGAGAAGUAUACUGUAAAUACUUGUGGAUAUUGUCCUGAGGUCCAGGUGGGUCCUAAGGGACACAAAGUAAGAAUAUGUAAAGCAUCAAAGCAUCAGUCUCGAAAUGGUUUGCAUGCAUGGCAAGAAGCCACUAUAGAUGAUCUUGUAGGUCCAAAUUAUGUAUGGCAUGUUCAGGAUCUUAAUGGCCCUGCUUUGAACAAUGAUUUGAAGAGGUAUUAUGGCAAGGCUCCAGCUGUGGUGGAACUAUGUGUGCAUGCUGGAGCUCCGAUUCCUGAUGAAUAUAGGAGUAUGAUGAGAUUAGAUGUGGUUCCCCCAGAUCGAGAUGAGGCUGACCUUGUUACUUGAAAUGCUUUGCAUUUCCCAGAUGUAUUAUAUGUUGACUAUGCUUGGAGUUCAUCAGACCAUAUCGCAAAAAGCUUGACCUUGAGUCUGAACAGACCUGAACCCAGGUAGCUUGAAAUCACUGUUUUCAUAUAUUCUCAAGAAGAAUACCAGCUUAUGCUGUGUUCGGAAAGUAUUUGCAGCUUGAAGAAGAAUGAAAGAAAUUGCAUUAUUGUAAUUUCGAAUUGUCAGUGGAUAUUAUUAGUGUGACGGACUA
Neltuma alba is the source of this 1767-nucleotide messenger RNA. Its product is annotated as APO protein 3, mitochondrial. The transcript is spliced from 2 exons. Gene Ontology annotation, molecular function: RNA binding. The coding region runs from base 219 to 1514 and encodes 431 amino acids. Lineage: Eukaryota; Viridiplantae; Streptophyta; Magnoliopsida; Fabales; Fabaceae. The record is from RefSeq and is a predicted model, not a curated record.